CAAAGUGUGCGCGCUGGAAAUAAUGCUUCAUCGUGUCUUUCGUUGGGAAAGUUUUAACUUAUUUGUUUUGAUUCUAAUUUUAUCCAAGAAGUAAAAUUAUAGGCGCAUGUAUAUUCGUAACAAUGAAGUAAUAUGAAUUUUGUGAAUAUCUGCUAGAGAGUGUUUGUCAGUGUUAAUACACAGAACGUUGGUCAAUAAUGUCUGGAAAGCGUAAUAUAUCAUACGUAAAACCUCAAGAUCCAAGUUUUUUAGUAAAGUUAAAAGCACAAAUCGGGUUUAAAGAGUCCCCAACUGUUGAAACUAAGCGUCAAAAACUUGAUACCGAUAAUAACAGUUCAGAUAGUGAAGGGUGCCCAGAUCGUGAAGACGAGAAGCCCCAAAUCGUGGUUUUGCAGAGUGGCGAUUUAACCGCCGAGGAGGUAUUGGAAGAGGAGACACGAAUCGCAAGAGAAGCAGCGGAAGCUCGGUCCGAUCUGAGUAGGCCAAUAGUGUUCCAGAAGCGUAAAGAAAACUGGAACCAUACAUCAACGUCCAAUUAUACCAGCUCAAGAUCUACAAACAGCAGUUUGAAAGGGACUAGAUCGAACAACCCAGAAGAAAGAAAAAAAAUUAAUAAGGAGGAGUUAAAAUCAACUAAAAAUAAGAGGAAAAUUCACAAAAAUACAUUAUCAUUUAAUAUUGACGAGGAAGACGAAGAGGAGUAA
This is a messenger RNA of Anastrepha obliqua, 704 nucleotides long. RefSeq lists its product as uncharacterized. NCBI's taxonomy places the organism in Eukaryota, Metazoa, Arthropoda, Insecta, Diptera, Tephritidae. The record is from RefSeq and is a predicted model, not a curated record. The transcript is spliced from 3 exons. The coding region runs from base 198 to 704 and encodes 168 amino acids.